This is a messenger RNA of Miscanthus lutarioriparius, 567 nucleotides long. The record is from the annotation of a GenBank genome assembly. Lineage: Eukaryota; Viridiplantae; Streptophyta; Magnoliopsida; Poales; Poaceae.
AUGGCAGCUCGCCAAGGCAGCAGGAGGACAAGGGCAGAUCAGUGGCUGUUUGGUGGGAAGUGGAGGGGAACCGUGAAAGAGACGAGGCAUCCCGUUGUCCCUGAGGCCAAGCUGCCCCCAAAUCCCACCCCCGUUGUUCAGAAGGACGAAGGCAUCUACCUUGAGAAGUCUAGAGUGCAUGUCGUGCCUGGUCUCGGGCAGAGAGAGGUCGUCGACGUCGCUCCCGGAAGGAGAUCUAUGCCGGAGAUGGAGAUCAACAUGAAAGAAGUCGUUGCGGUGCUCGGGGUGAAGGUCAUGGCCGCAGACAUGCCGCCAUUCAUGCAGCUGCAUGCCUUCCGGUGCGCUAAGCGAUCCCAUGACAACUUGGACAAGUUCAGCUCAAGGCAGCUGGCGCAUGAUGUGAAGAAGGAGUUCGAUAAAGUGUAUGGGCCUACGUGGCACUGCAUCGUUGGUACGAGCUACGGUUCCUUUGUGACACAUUCCAGAGGCUGUUUCCUCUACUUCUCCAUGGACAAAAUCACUGUGAUGCUGUUCAAGACCAAGAUAAGGAAAGUGUUAGCAUCCUGA